CUAAUCAAUUAAUAAUCGGUGGCAUGUAGCUAGGUUUGACACUAUUUAUAGCUAGCUAGCUGUUAAGUGAUCGUGGAUACGAUCACCACGAGAUGGGAAAUAACAGUGAACCACAGCAAACUAAUGUUAGCUAGCCAUACUGCGAGUUAUUUUAAUGGAGUGCUGUGAUGACCAGAACAAAGCAGACAGCAGAGCUGGACAAGCAUCCAGAUCCAGCUGCUGCUGCUAAGCUCACAGAGAAGACUGAGUUAGCUCCAGCCCCAGUACCACAACCACGGUACCCGGCCUCCACCCCUGACCCAACUCUCUUCCCUCCCUUAGGCCCCGCUGACGGCAGCAAGGGGGGCACAGGGAUAAUGUCCCCCAAAAGUCAGGGGAGGGCAGGGACGGCGUCCCCCUACAAUCUAGCUCCGGCUCCCUUCGGCCUCAACCAGAACCACGUGGUGUGUCUGCCUCUGGUCUCCGAGCACCUGAAGCUCCUGUGGACGCACUCAGACCAGACCCAGGAACUGGACAGCGUGGCUUAUCUCACAGAGGCCUUCAACGUGUUCCCCUACCCGACCCUAGGGGAGAAGAUGGCGCUCGCCCAGAGCUGCUCUCUGCAUCUGGACCAGGUCAGAGUGUGGUUCAUGGUCCAGCGGCUCCGCCAUGGGAUCAGCUGGGAUGCAGAGGGGAUCUGUAUGGCACGGACCAAGAUGUGCGGACCAAACCAGACGAAGGACAACAAAGAGAAAGAGGAGGUGUCGUCAGAGGUUCCUCCCCUCAGUAAGGAGGAUGAUGGGAGUAACAGGAGCCAACAUUCACCCGUCUCCACCCCCACUCAGCUUAGCAGCCUGUCCUUCAAGUCCUCCUCACCCGUUCCUCGGAAACGCCGUAAACGCCACCCUGUUGUUGCACCCAAUAACGCCAAUCUGCAACACUCUUCUCCUCCAGGGCCCCAAAGCCCUCCACGCUUAGUGGCGCCCCCCACAACCACAGGGCAAACCCUAGAAGCCCCCGACAAAGCCCAUGAAAACAACGUCAAACCCCAGAGGCACUGUCAGGACUUCCACUCAGAGCUGCGGCGGAGCUUCCGCUAUAACACAAAUCCUUCAAAGGAGGUGCUCCAGCGUUUGCAGGCCCUCACCAGGCUCCACAUGAAGUACACCCGCAAGUGGUUCUGCAACCUACGCUUCUUGCUCCACCACCGCGUCAAGGCCGACCCAGAGUCUGAAGAGAAAGGCCAGUCACAUCCCAAUAACCUCCUGUCGUCACAGACCCAGCUUAUUCAGCAUCUGACCCAACCACCACCGCCAACUGACAGCAGGGUCAGACCACCACCAAAGAAGAAAAGGGUCUGUCAAGUAGAUGAUGUCGACUUCCUAAGCAGGAGCCGCAAUGGUAACCAUGGCCAUAGCAACCCCGCUAACACCACCCACCUGAUUAGGUCAAACUUGGAGGGGAAGGAGAAGGAACCAGCGGAAGUACAGAAGAAGAAGAAGAAGAAGACAGGAGCAGAAGACAAAGAGACAACAUCCAGAGCUGGAGUUCAGAGAUGCAAAAAGAACGGCAAGAAUUCUCCAAAGGAGGAACGGAAAGUGGUGGGGAUCACCAAAUUCAUAACUGACGACGGAGAAGAACAAGCUAUCAAAAUGGGCCCGCGGCCAAAGAACAAGACCAUGGCCCAAAUGGAGCUCCUGAGACACUUCUUCCUCACCUGCCAGUGGCCCACCAAGGGGGGCUACACGCGACUGCAGCAGCAGACAGGCCUCUCGCGGAAGGCCCUCACCCAGUGGUUCGGAGACUCCCGCUACCGCGUCAAGCAGGGCAUGGCAUGCUGGAUGAGUAAGGAGGAGCACCGAGAGGUCCUGGCGCAGAUUAGGGUGACUGAGGAUGGAGGCUGGUAGGGAGGAUGGAGCUGGGGCUUUGAGACCUAUGAAUGGGGUGAAGCUGAAGUGACUGCUGGGACAGACUUGGGGUACUCAAUAGUAUGAAGAGGCUUCUUCUCCUUGUGUCCUCUCCUCCAGCAGCACUGAUCCAGCAUGGCCUAACAGGUGAAAUGUAAUUUGUUGAAACUUGAAACCUAUCUUAAACUUUCACCUGUUUGCGGUGAUGAUGGAAAAGGAAGCUAUGAGUAUUGAGCCACACCCCUGCUGUAAUGCUGAGGGUGCUGAAAGGGGACUAUUAGGAGUUGUCACGAAUGAGCCAGCAUUCUGUUGUAUGUUACAAGCAGUUGAUUAUGUUUAUGAUGAAGUUCUACUGUCGACUUUAGUUCUAGCACUAUUAAAACUGGCACUUCCUGUUCAGUUAUUCAGAUGUCAAUUCAUGUUUCAAGCUCCAUCACAGGUUUGUGCUGGGAGGUUUCUAUGACAUUGCAUUGAUGUUCCUUGUUUGAUAUGUUCAGAGUGUAAAGAAUUGGGGAAACUACCAGACCUGCGACAACCUAUGACCUUGGGUGCGUCCCAAUAAUCUCUCCUUCCUCCUGAAGUGUGCAGUCGCGCGUUCAUUUCUCCCCACAAAGUUACUAUCAUUGGAUUGAUGUAGGCAUGGCCUAGGGGUCCAUUAAGGGAAGUGAACAAGUGCACACUUUGGGAGAACAGAGAGAUUAUUGGGAUAUAGCCCAUGUUUAGAGAGAACAGAUGCUAACAGUUUAAUAUAUUUAUUCACUAUCUGACCUCAUAUUGUGCUUAUACAGUCUGUUUCGUUGUCUUUUGGCUGAUCUUGUGUGGUCUUAUCGGUAGUAAGAAAAUAGAUCAUUUAUUUUGAUUUCACUAACUCAGCUAUAGCCUACAGUAUCAAAAUCUCAGAGUUAGUAUGUUGAGUUGUAUCUGGUUCUUUGUGAAUAAACAAAACUGUUUCUCCUUG
Messenger RNA from Coregonus clupeaformis (lake whitefish), 2844 nucleotides. RefSeq names its product homeobox and leucine zipper protein Homez. Gene Ontology annotation, molecular function: DNA binding; DNA-binding transcription factor activity, RNA polymerase II-specific. The transcript has 3 exons. Lineage: Eukaryota; Metazoa; Chordata; Actinopteri; Salmoniformes; Salmonidae. Gene Ontology annotation, biological process: regulation of transcription by RNA polymerase II. Bases 168 to 1886 code for a protein of 572 amino acids. Gene Ontology annotation, cellular component: nucleus. The record is from RefSeq and is a predicted model, not a curated record.